AUUCUACACUACCUUUAUCACCAUAGCCUCUCAACUCUCCAAACCAUGGGAGAAUUGGAAGAAGCCACCCCUCCCCUCUCCCAACCACCACCGCCAAAGCUCGACGACGAAGACGAGGUCUCGCCCAUCGAGCAAGUCCGCCUGACCGUGCCGGUGACGGACGACCCGACCCUACCCGUAUGGACGUUCCGGAUGUGGGUCCUGGGGCUCCUGUCGUGCAUCCUCCUCUCCUUCCUCAACCAGUUCUUCUCGUACCGGCGGUCGCCGCUGGUGAUCACACAGAUCACGGUGGUGGUGGCGACGCUGCCCAUCGGCCGCUUCAUGGCGGCCGUGCUGCCGUCGAGGAAGUGGACGGUGUCGGUUCCCGGGUUGAAGGCCCGGGAAUUCUCGCUCAACCCGGGCCCGUUUAACAUCAAGGAGCAUGUGCUCAUAUCCAUAUUCGCAAAUGCGGGUAGCGCUUUCGGAAAUGGGUCGGCCUAUGCGGUUAUGAUUGUCGAUAUUAUUAUUGCCUUUUAUGGCAGGAAAAUUUCUUUUCUUGCUGGAUGGCUCCUCAUUAUCACCACUCAGGUUCUUGGAUAUGGAUGGGCUGGGCUGUUAAGGAAAUACGUAGUGGAUCCAGCACACAUGUGGUGGCCCAGCACUCUUGUCCAAAUUUCACUAUUCAGAACACUCCACGAAAAGGACGAAAUCUCAGCGGAUCCAGACAGCAAGAAGCAAACAUCCCGGCCAAAGUUCUUCUUGAUCGCCCUAACCUGCAGCUUCCUAUGGUACAUCUUCCCCGGCUACCUAUUCAAAACCCUACAGAGCAUCUCAUGGGUGUGCUGGGCCUUCCCGCACUCCGUCACGGCCCAGCAGCUGGGGUCCGGCUUCAACGGCCUCGCCCUAGGAGCCUUCACCCUCGACUGGUCCGUGGUGGCCUCCUUCCUCUUCAGCCCGCUCGUGUCCCCCUUCUUCGCCAUCGCCAACAUCUUCAUCGGAUACUUCUUCAUCGUCUACGUCGUCGUGCCCAUCUCCUACUGGGGGCUCAACGUCUACAACGCAAAGACGUUCCCUCUCUAUUCCGUCGACCUAUUCAAGGCCGACGGGGCAAAUUACGACAUCAAAGCCAUUGUCAACAGUCAUUUCAAGCUGGACGAGGCGCAGUAUGCAAAGCAGGGACGGAUUAACUUGAGCAUCAUGUUUGCUCUUGCUUAUGGAUUUGGAUUUGCUACCAUUGCAGCUACUCUUUCCCAUGUUGCAUUAUUCUAUGGAAGGGAGAUAUAUGAGCGUUUCAAGGCUUCUAAAAGGGAGAAGAUGGACAUUCACACUAAGCUGAUGAAGAACUACCAAGACAUACCUUCAUGGUGGUUCUACAUUCUUCUUUCAAUGACACUCUUUGUGGCACUGAUGCUUUGCAUCUUCCUGAAAGACGAGGUGCAGAUGCCGGUUUGGGCGCUUCUGGCUUCCGCGCUUCUUGCUUUCAUUUUCACUCUUCCUAUCAGCAUUAUCACAGCUACUACUAAUCAGACUCCGGGGUUAAAUAUAAUAACAGAGUACCUAAUGGGGAUUGUAUAUCCUGGAAGGCCAAUAGCUAAUGUGUGCUUUAAGGUGUAUGGCUACAUGAGCAUGAGUCAAGCAAUAGCCUUUCUCAGUGAUUUCAAGCUGGGACACUACAUGAAAAUUCCUCCUAGAUCAAUGUUUCUUGUCCAGUUUAUCGGAACAAUGGUGGCAGGCACGGUGAACAUGAGCGUGGCGUGGUGGCUCCUCCACUCGAUCGAAGGCAUCUGCCACCAAGACCCAGACUCGAGCAGCCCGUGGACGUGCCCCAACGACCAUGUCUUCUUCGACGCGUCGGUGAUUUGGGGGCUGGUGAGCCCCAUCCGCAUCUUCGGCACCCAGGGCAACUACCCUGCCCUCAACUAUUUCUUCCUACUCGGGCUGGCCGGGCCGGUGGUGGUGUGGGGAUUCCACAGGGCGUUCCCGGAGAAGUCGUGGAUCCCGCUGAUCAACCUGCCCGUGCUGCUGGGAGCGACGGCGAAUCUGCCGCCGGCGUCAGCUCUGAACUACAACGCUUGGAUAUUUGUUGGUACGGUGUUCAACUUCUUUGUGUAUAGGUAUAGGAAGAAGUGGUGGCAGAGGUAUAACUAUAUUCUGUCGGCGGCGCUGGAUGCUGGGGUGGCGUUCAUGGCGGUGGUGCUCUACUUCACGACGGGGAUAGAAGGGAAGAACGUGGAGUGGUGGGGGAAUGAAGGGGAGCAUUGCGGCUUGGCUGCUUGUCCCACGGCUAAGGGUGUCGUGGUUGAUAGUUGCCCUGUCUUUUAGUUUUCCCUUUUGCUUGCUUAGUUAUGGGAUUCUAGGGUCUCUGUUUUAUGAAUAUGGCUGCAAAUUUAGGAUUGUUGUUUUGCAUUUUGUUUCCCUAAAGGGCUGAUAACUUUACUAUAUACACUUCGUUCAUCAUUAAAUGUAUCAUUUUUAAAUUUUCA
Molecule: messenger RNA, 2462 nt
Organism: Salvia splendens (bonfire salvia)
Lineage: Eukaryota; Viridiplantae; Streptophyta; Magnoliopsida; Lamiales; Lamiaceae
Product: oligopeptide transporter 4
Exons: 6
Coding region: 46-2301 (751 amino acids)
Biological process (GO): transmembrane transport
Molecular function (GO): oligopeptide transmembrane transporter activity
Source: RefSeq, a predicted model, not a curated record